AUGGAAAUCGUAUACGUCUACCAACGCAAGCGCUCCGAGUUUGGCCGGCAGCCGACCUUCGUCGACCGCCCUGCCGAGCUCUCGUACUCGAUCCCACCAGACCCGUCGCUCGCGCGGCACUAUGUCGAGCGGCCGCAGUGCCUGGUCGAAUCGCAGUCGGUGCCCGAGCAAAGCGAGCAUGAGGUCAACACCGAGAGCAUCUCCUUCACCAACCGUGGCAUUCUGCACCUUCAAGGCGGAUGGCCCAAGGACGUCGACGCGAGCGACGUCGAGCACACCAUCCGCUACCGCAAAAAGAUCGAGAAGGACGAGGAGUACAUCCGUGCCGUCCAGGCGCUGGGUUUGUCCAUGGAGCACUGUAUCAAGCAGAACAAUGCCAUCGAUAUCUAUGAGGAAUAUUUCGCCGAGAUGCCCGACACGUCCGUGAUCGAGGCUCCCACCGCCAAAUCCCUCAAUGUCUACCGCGACCCCAAUCCCAUUCCCCGUGCCGCAACCUAUCUGUCGUGGUAUCCGGACGACGGCCACAAAAUCGCCGUGGCUUACUCCGUACUCGAGUUCCAGAAACAGGUCUCGGGCAUGUCCAACGACUCGUAUAUCUGGGACGUGGAGAACCCCAGCACCCCCGAUCUGACACUGACGCCCAGCAGCCCGCUCGUCUGCAUCAAGUACAACCCGAAGGACCCCCAUAUUCUCGUGGGUGGAACAUACAACGGUCUGCUGUCGUACUGGGAUACGAGAAAGGGCUCCUAUCCGGUCGACACCUCACCCAUUCAGAAGAGCCACAGGGACCCGGUUUACAAUGUGCAAUGGGUCCAGUCGAAAUCAGGAUCCGAGUUCUUCUCCGUCUCGACUGACGGCCAGGUGCUGUGGUGGGAUAUCCGAAAGCUCACCGAUCCCACCGAGAGUCUCCUUCUGGACCCUGAGAAGAACGGAAACGUUAUCGGAGGCACCGUGCUAGACUUUGAAACCACCAUGCCGACAAAAUUCAUGGUCGGUGCCGAGAACGGCUCGAUAUUCAUGUGCAACAAGAAAGCCAAGAACCCGAGCGAGAAGAUCACACACACGUACCCUGGCCACCACGGUCCAGUUUAUGCACUGCAGCGCAACCCGUUCUUCCUGAAGAAUUUUCUCACUGUCGGCGACUGGACAGCUAAGAUCUGGGUCGAGGAUGCCAAGACGCCGAUCAUGAGCACGCGAUACACCAUGUCUUAUUUGACCGACGCCUGCUGGAGCCCGACCCGACCAUCGCUCUUCUUCACCUCCAAAAUGGACGGCACCAUUGACUUUUGGGACUACAUAUUCAAGCAAAAUGACCCCACGCUCACGGUUCAAGUCUGCAGUGCGCCAAUCCACUGCAUCAAGGCCCAGGAUCAUGGUCGAUUGCUCGCCGCCUCCGCCCGAAACGGAACCACCACUCUCCUGGAGCUAUCGGAUGGCCUGGCCAAAAUUCAGCCAAACGAGAAGUCCAUAUUUUCGCAGAUGCUGGAGAGAGAAGCCAAGCGUGAAAAGACCCUCGAGAGCGCGGCCAGAGAAAAGAGACUCAAGGCAGCCCAGAAGCGUCCUACAUCGGCCUCCUAUCGCCCCAAGGGUUCGGCGCUGGAUGAGCUGCUCAAGAUGGCCGAGGACGACUUUUUCAGUUCCAUCGACGACGGAUCGGGCACAGCGCGUGAAAGACUCAUGGAGGACAAACGAAAGCGGGAUGAGGCCGUCCGCCUAUCGAAGGAAGGUGCUUGA
Molecule: messenger RNA, 1734 nt
Organism: Polychytrium aggregatum
Lineage: Eukaryota; Fungi; Chytridiomycota; Chytridiomycetes; Polychytriales
Product: WD40-repeat-containing domain protein
Exons: 11
Coding region: 1-1734 (577 amino acids)
Biological process (GO): cilium movement; outer dynein arm assembly
Cellular component (GO): outer dynein arm
Molecular function (GO): dynein light chain binding; dynein heavy chain binding
Source: RefSeq, a predicted model, not a curated record